Messenger RNA from Aspergillus pseudonomiae, 2321 nucleotides. RefSeq names its product putative tannase. The coding region runs from base 403 to 2124 and encodes 573 amino acids. The record is from RefSeq and is a predicted model, not a curated record. The transcript has a single exon. Lineage: Eukaryota; Fungi; Ascomycota; Eurotiomycetes; Eurotiales; Aspergillaceae.
CUCAACGCCCCCCAGCCUCCCCUUGAUUUACCCCAUGGGCAAAGUCUCCACAAAUCUCCACAAGAAAACCAGCACCCCAUCGGACGCCGUGCCCUAAAAGUACGAUUAUGAAAUCAAUUAUGCGAAUCCCAAACAGUACUAUCUCUCAGGCUACUAGAGUGAAGGCGUGAUUUGACACCCGUGGGCCUAUCUGCAACUCAUUAUUGGAGAAAAGGUUGAUUAAUCCCCACAGCCUAAUGCUUAGCAGCUGGGGUAGAGGAAGCUGUGUAUGUCACCAUGGUGGAUGAAGAUCACAGUCGCGGGGUUUGGACUGAGUGCGAUGGUGCGCAGUUUAAAACGCAGCCCCUACACACAUAAUGCAAACGGGCUUGUCACUCCUACUUGUCUUUCUCUGGAACGAAAAUGAGACCGACACUUAACAUCCUCGCGGGAGCAGCCACUCUCAUAGUGGUACAGGCAACUAGCCUCCGGGAUGUGUGUACAAACAGCCAUGCCAAGUCAGUUUUGCCCUCUACUGAUCUCAUCAACGGCCUCGUAAUCGAUCGAUCUUCUAUUACCACCAAUGCUGUCUAUAAUGCUUCCACCCCCGGCGGUGACUACUUCCCAGCAGCAGCCGCAUAUGAUUUCUGCAAUGUGACCCUCACGUACGCCCAUCCUGGACGCAACGAUAAGGUUCAUCUUAAGCUAUGGAUGCCAGCUCCGGACCAGUUCGAAAACCGGUGGCUGUCGACUGGUGGAGGUGGUUUUGCGAUCAACCACGAUGAACAGCAGCUCCCGGGAGGUGUCCAAUAUGGCGCCGCGGCUGGUAUCACUGACGGCGGCUUCGGCAGCUUUUCGACCCAGUUUGACCAAGUAUUUCUUCUGGCCAAUGGUACGAUCAACUAUGAAGCACUGUAUAUGUUCGGGUACCAGGCGCACCACGAGCUGAGCGUCAUCGGAAAGGCCCUGACAAAGAACUUUUACGGCACGGGUGACGCAAAGCUGUAUGCCUAUUGGCAGGGAUGUUCCGAGGGUGGUCGCGAGGGAUUCAGCCAGGUGCAGCGAUUUCAGGAGUUCGACGGCGCUGUGAUCGGCGCCCCGGCCCUUCGCUAUGGUCAACAACAGACUAACCAUCUCUACGCAAAUGUGGUUGAGCAUACCCUCAAAUACUACCCUCCCCCUUGUGUAUUAGAGAAGAUUGUAAAUCUGACUAUUGCGGCAUGCGAUCGACUGGACGGAAAGGCUGACGGCGUGGUGUCGCGGACCGACCUGUGCAAGGCGCAUUUUGAUACCAAUUCCACGAUUGGCGCACCUUACUCCUGUCCAGCCUCAACAACAACCACUGGCACAACCCCCGCGCAGAAUGGAACCGUGUCUGUGCUCGGUGCCGCAGCAGCUAAGAAGAUGUUGGAUGGUCUUCGUACGCUUGACGGCCGUCGGGCCUAUAUCUUUUACCAGCCUUCCUCCACCUUCGACGAUGCGCAAACGAAAUACAACCCCGAAACAAAGGAGUUUGAACUCGACGUCACUGCCUACGGCGCUGAAUGGGUCCCCCGCUUUCUGCAGCUACAGAAUUACACUUUAUCCUCUUUGGAAAAUGUGACAUAUGACACGUUAAAAGACUGGAUGGAACUUGGAUGGCAGCGUUACGAAGACGUCCUGCAGACCACAUGGCCUGAUCUAACCCCUUUCCAGUCCGCGGGUGGGAAGGUGCUUCACUACCAUGGCGAGUCGGACCCAAGUAUUCCGGCUGGAUCCUCGGUGCACUACCAUGAGUCUGUCCGUAAGACAAUGUACCCCAACAUGUCUUUCAACGCGAGUAACCAGGCGCUGAAUGAGUGGAACCGCUUAUUCUUGGUCCCCGGCGCCGCGCACUGCACCUCCAGUACUGAUCAACCCAAUGGCCCAUUCCCCCAGGCAACUCUCAAGACACUCAUUGAAUGGGUCGAAAAUAAUAUCGUUCCGGAAACUUUGAAUGGUACGGUGCAGUCCGGUGAUCACAAGGGUGAGCAGCAACAGAUCUGCGCUUGGCCCUUGCGUCCCUUUUGGAAAGACAAUGGCACCGUUAUGGAUUGUGUAUACGACCAGGCUUCCUUGGACACCUGGGACUAUGAUUUUGAUGCCUAUCGCAUCCCUCUCUACUAAGUGGAUGGGCCUGCUCUAAAUAGUAACUAGGAUAAUACAGAAACGCACUCUCUUCUUGGGACAUGAAUGCCAAUCGUAUAGAACCUUCAUCCGGUGCAAGUGCACCUAUAACGCUUCCACUCCAAGGUCUGCCGAAUAAGCAUGUCCAGUGACUUUCUCAUCCUCCGCCAUGAAAGCACCAAGGACGCUGGUUAUUU